AUGCAUCUCAAAAGCAUUUCACUUCUUCUCUCCACAACGCUGUCCGGGCUAGGGGCCGCUUCGAACUUUGAUUGUGCUCACAUCGAGGUGGACAACUAUAACUACGACUUGAGCCCGCUCCGUGGGGUCCACGAAAUCUACCAUGUCAACGAGACCGAAGCGGCUGUCACAAACACAACCUACGUGCUCAACAUUUGUAGCACCCUCGGGAGUAAAGCUGCCGACCGCGGAGAAGAUGGAAAGUGUGGGCUCAGUAAGCGCACUGACGAGUUCAUCCCCCUCUUUCUCCUCCGUCGUGCAGUCUGUGGCUUUGUGAAUCGACAUCCCACCGACGGCAACGGUAGCAAGCGCUUCGCAUUUCCGAUUGUCAGCCUCGAAAACCCGGACGGGGGCUCGCUCGAUCCCAACUACACGCGACUGGCAACGAUCGAUUCGAAGUUGGAAGGAAUUCGGAUGAAGCUCGCCGGAGGCGAGUACCCCGGCGACGAUGACGAGGGAAAGAAAAAGGCCGCCGGUGCCGUGAUCGAUUUCCAAUGUGACCCGGACCGUUCUGGCCUGGAAGGCUUGACUACGGCGGAAGACGGUUCGGAUGCGGAGGGAGGUGCGGACGGCAAGAACCGCCGACGCGAUGGCAAAGAGCAGUCCCGCGAGCGCAGUCUGCAGUUCACGAGCUUUGCGCUUGAAAAGGGUGACAAGGAUGACAAUGAAGAGUAUAUUCUGAGGUUGCAAUGGCGCACGCGCUACGCCUGCGACGAGUACCAGCGAGGGAAACAGAACAAUUCCAACUCCUGGGGAUUCUUUACCUGGUUCAUUAUCAUUGUUUUCCUCUGUGUGGCAGCUUACCUGAUCUUCGGUUCAUGGCUCAACUAUAAUCGCUACGGCGCUCGUGGCUGGGACCUCCUCCCGCACGGUGAUACAAUCCGCGAGAUCCCCUAUCUCCUGAAGGACUGGGUUCGGAGCGUCAUUAACACUUUACAAGGAGCCGGAUCCCGAGGCGGCUACAGUGCUGUAUAA
Messenger RNA from Penicillium oxalicum, 1014 nucleotides. RefSeq names its product autophagy-related protein 27. The transcript is spliced from 3 exons. The record is from RefSeq and is a predicted model, not a curated record. The coding region runs from base 1 to 1014 and encodes 337 amino acids. NCBI's taxonomy places the organism in Eukaryota, Fungi, Ascomycota, Eurotiomycetes, Eurotiales, Aspergillaceae.